GGCUCCCAGCAUGCUUCUUCGGCCCGACCUCGGUGACCCCUUGGGGGUGCCGCGCCGCCCAUGGCGGACGCGGAUGCCACGGAGUCGCUGGUCUCAUCGGAGUGCUCCGAUGACGACGGAGGGCUGCAGUUCAUGGAUCAGGUGGAAUUGAUGCCCAAGGACCCUGUGGAGCGGUGCUUCUCCUGGCGAACCUUCAUGGCCUACUGUGGCCCUGGAUGGCUCAUGAGCUUGGCAUACUUGGACCCAGGGAACCUCGAGGGCGAUUUGCAGAGCGGAGCCUUUGCUGGCUACAGCCUUCUGUGGGUCUUGCUGGUGUGCGCUCUGGCGGGGUUGAGUCUGCAAAUCCUCGCAGCCCGCCUAGCAGUGGUCACAGGACGCGACUUGGCGCAGACGUGCCGCGCAGAGUAUCCACGGCCGUUGAGCUUGCUACUGUGGCUGAUGACGGAGUUGGCCAUCAUCGGUGCGGACAUCCAGGAGGUGGUCGGUACCGGCAUAGCGCUGAAAGUCCUGUUGGGUUGGCCCCUUUGGCUAGGCUCCCUCUUUACGGGUCUCGACACCUUCACCUUCUUGAUGAUCCACUACAUGGGGAAGAGGUGGCUGGAGGCCUUCAUUUUGCUCUUGAUCUUCAUCACAACCAUCUGCUUCUUCAUGAACUUUGCCUACAUGCCGCCCUCGGCUGCAGGGCUUCUGGGCGGAUUCAGCUUCCAAGUGCCUGACUACGCCGUUGUGCAGAUGGUGGGGACCAUAGGCGGUGGCAUCAUGCCCCACAACUUAUACCUCCACAGCGGCAUCUGCAAGCAGCGCGCUUGCGACCGGAGUGAUGAUGAGCAUGUGAGGCAGGGCGUGAAGUACACCGCAGUCGAUGCGGCCAUUGCCCUGCUUUUGUCCUUUCUCAUCAACGCCGCCUUGGUGUCUACGUUCGCGACCGGAUUUUUCAGCGAGACCUGCGCUGACCCCAACAUCUUCCAUGUACUUCCCCAGAAGGAACUGGAGGGUGGGCCCUUAGCAUGCUUACCUGGCGCGUCGGGCGAGGCCAACGAGGUUGGAGUGGCACCGGUGGCAUGUGUCACGGGCACUGGCUCAGCUGGUCAGUGCGGGGACAUUGGCUUGGCACAAGCGGGGGAUACCCUGAAGCAGCUCUUUGGUGGCUACGGGAGAUCUGGACGGGUGAUGUUUGCGGUGGGCCUGCUGGCUGCCGGGCAGGCGUCCACGAUGACGGGCACCAUGGCGGGGCAAUAUGUCUUGGAAGGCUUCCUGGAAUGGCACAUCCCUGUGUGGCUGCGCGCGCUGCUCACACGGCUCAUUAGCCUUGGCCCUGCAGUUGCUGUCGCGGUGUACACCAGUACCGAGCCGAAUCUGAACAACAAGUUGGACCAGUGGAUCAACGUUUUGGAAUCCAUGCAGAUCCCGUUUGCCUUGCUGCCGGUGCUUCACUUCAACUCGAAGGAAGAGUUGAUGGGGAAGUUUGUUUUGUCCAACCGGUUCCAGCUGCUGUGCUGGGCUUUGGCCAUCAUCAUCAUCGUGGUCAACAUCAAACUGGUGGCCCAGUUCGCCGCCUCCGACCACGCCUGGGUUCGCGUAGCGGUGGCCAUAUUCUUCGUGGUCUACGCCACUCUCAUCACGCUCACGAUUUGGUCCGACCUGGUGCAUGCUGCCAAGUCCACCAUCCACUGCCUCACUCGCUGCUUCCCGCGGUCCACAACAGGGAGCUGAGUGGCCUUCACAGUUGUUGAGAAGGGUAGGAGAAACCUGCUGGCCUAAGGACAAGGCCCCGCAGAGGUCCAGGGCUUCUCUGUCCUGUCCCGUCUUGUCCGUGACGCGGGAACCGGGCGUCAGAGUAGCUUCCAGCACGGAAGGAAGGAUGAGAUCCAAAGAUGAUCUAUAGGUCCGCAGCCAACGGAAGGAGAUCCCUCUGAACUCUCCUGAGCCCGGAGCUCCAGAAGACCUGGAGAUCACCGAUGCUAUCGCUUCUGUAGAUGAUCAU
Molecule: messenger RNA, 1984 nt
Organism: Durusdinium trenchii
Lineage: Eukaryota; Dinophyceae; Suessiales; Symbiodiniaceae
Source: the annotation of a GenBank genome assembly